AUGAGACCAUCUGGUUUCAGCUUGGUGUUUGCGCAAUUGUUUGUCGUUACUAUUCGUGAUGGCGGCAUAGUGCACGGGUUAUUAAAACCAAUUUCGGCCAACCGAAGAUGCUGUACGCUUUCAACAGCUCGACGGUCGUCCCGUAAAACCACAACGGUAGACAUUCCGGGAUGCAAUGAGCAAGUCGCGGACACAGUAGAUUCACAAGAAUGUCGGUCGACGGUUCGAAGACAGUCCAUCCUAGCAAUUGGCUCCGCGGUGGCGACAGUCAUGGGUUCCAGUGAGUGCCGGCCAGCGAGCGCGUACGACAUUGGUAGGCGAUUCCCUGCCGAGCUGGACGCCAGCGACAACGAUGGCACGUUUAUUGACGGUCGGCAACGAAAGCUGGAACAGUUGCAAGAGCAAGAUCUGCAACGUGAUUCUCCGCUCGUUUUGGGACCUCUGAGUAAAUUGUUGAGUUCCGGUUUGUGGGGUUCCGCCUUGUGGUUUCUUUUGGGAUCGCGAUCGAAUCCGCUCGUCACGCCCCUGGCCAACGUGCUCUAUCGCGAAGAUCAGCAGGAGUGGCUGAAAGAUCGCAACGAUGGACUCUUUGGUGAUAUUCCUUUGCCAUUUUUGUUGGUAUUGGCGGUCGUGUUUGUAGCCUUGGGUUUUGGGGCCGACGCCAUGAUCGUGGCCUUGUCGGAAGGCGAUCGCAACAUUAGUCUGCAGCUAGCGGGUGUGUCGUUAAUUAGUGGUGGGGCGCUAGAGUUGGGCCGCAUUGCGAGCGGCGAAAAGAAACCAACCCGCGAAGAAUCUGAUCGGGACGAGCUUCUGACGGAAGAGUUCGACAUUUUUGCCGAAAAACGGCUUCUACAAGGAGGGAAUUGUCACCGGACCGAUGUGGUCCGAUCCUUUCGAAGAUACUAUGCAAAAUAUCGUCAGCCCGACAAUCCUGAAUGCCCUUUAUCGGAUCUAGAAAUAGAGCAGUUGCUGCGAAACUGGGGCCGGCCUAGAGGUCUCGAAAUGAGUUCCGCUGGAUUUUUCUCUGGCAUCAGAAUCAACAAAGAUGCGGAUGUCUUUGUCAGUAGGAUAUAG
Phaeodactylum tricornutum CCAP 1055/1 is the source of this 1074-nucleotide messenger RNA. RefSeq lists its product with no specific name. Lineage: Eukaryota; Bacillariophyta; Bacillariophyceae; Surirellales; Neidiaceae. Bases 1 to 1074 code for a protein of 357 amino acids. The record is from RefSeq and is a predicted model, not a curated record. The transcript has a single exon.